CUGGCUCAGGAAUGUUGGCAUCAAGUAUGCAGUCCUGACAGACAGCUGCACUGCAGUGGCGUUUUUAACAUGCCACACCAGGACCCAAGCGUGCUGGAGGCGCUGAAGAAAAUCAGAAAGGGCAGCAUUACAAAAAGAGAAAAUGAUAGGAAAAUGUUUGUUCAUUUGAUUGACUGUGGGGAGUGGGGAGAUACAGAUGAAUCAUCGGUUUGAAUUUGCUCCAAGAGGUCAAAAAAUUACAUUUUAGAAAAAAAAAAAAGUUUACAAAACGCAUUUAAUUCUGGUUUUACUCUUAUAAACCCCUCAAAUGUCACAUGACAGUCCAAAGAAGGCGCGCAGCCUGUUUAACAUGAGGGGAAAGCUGCACUGAUUGAACCGGUCUCUUACUGACUCACUUUACUUUGAAAUGUGCUGCUCGUUAACCUGACACGUUCACCUUCCUCAAUUACCCCUUUGUCCCCACGUGUGUAGUGUUAUUUCUACCCUCAGCCAUUUCACCUCAUCACACACACACCACACAGUAUUCAUUACAUUAGGCGUAUCCUGAUCGGCCGCUUGUCCUGUUUAUUUUGUGAAUGUUCCGCCCCGCCCUGCAGACGCGCUGAUCUCCACGCAGUUGCGUAAUUUGACAAGCCAGCGCAAAAACAGGGAGAAUGAACGCUUGACAGCUGCCUCUUUGCUCGUGCAGAUUGUUUCGAAACAAAAGAAUCCCUAUGCUGAAUUUAUUUGUUAAAGAUUUCGGAUAGUUAGACAGUACCUCCGCUUUUAUGGCCGCUGCCGUGAGGAAUAAUGUUUGGGUUGCUCCGGGGCAGGACGCGCAGUUUCUCUGUAGACCCCCCGCACCACUGACAGCCGACGGUCUGAGAGGUGAAGAUCAUGGACAAGUGCUCUGUAGCACGAGGGAUGCCAUCCCGGGAACUUCCUCUUUUAAUGAUUAUAAUUCGGGAAAAUCAGAGAUGGACAGCUACCUGUCUCCACAGGAAAUAGUAAAUUCCAAAAUGUUGUGCAGGGACGGCGCUCUGAUGCUAGAGCCGCCUUUCACCGAAGACUUUGCCUCGCCUUACAGCGUCAACAUGAGCCUGCUCCUUCCUGACGUCACAUACCUGCACCCCGGCCUCUGCAGGGCUGUGAGACAGAUCAAAACAGAGCCAUCACACUCUCUGAUGCACACCACCUGUCAGGCCAACGCGGUGCCACCGACACUCCCAGAAUAUCCAGGUGUUUUCAGUGCAGCCGAUACCUCGAACGGUAACUUUUUCAUCAAGCAAGAAGUGCCAGAUUUCCAGGAUGUUCCCCUGUUUCAGCUUUUGAACUCUGACUUGGAGCAGCUCGUUCAUGGGUCGCAGUUGAACUCCAUUACCAUGGCCCCGCUAAGUCUUCCAGUAGGAAACGUCCAUGUUGGCCCGGCGCAGAAUUCUGCCAAACUAACCAACAGUCCUCAAAAUGAAUGUCUUCCACACGUAGGCCUGCAGCAGAGGCCAACCUAUUUGCCACCUUCUCCGCCGAACUCCAUGCCCUCAAGUCCAGACAGGGUGAAGGAGCUCCUUCACAAUCUGUCCCCACCUCCCUCCUACGAAGCCAGCAUCGCCUCUAAGUUAAAUUUUCAGACCCACAAUACUGUUGAUCCGGGACAGGCCUCUAGUGUAGUUCCAACCCAAAGUUCAGACCAGAAUUCCAACGUAGGAUUGGUCCAAAGCCCAGGUCCUGUGCCGGUCCAGUGUCCAACCCUGACGCCAGUUCAGACAACACCGCGUGUUGGCCCGCUGUCCCCAGUGCUGGCCCAGUCUGCCCCAUUUAAGAACAACAGAAGGAAUAAUCCUGAUCUGGAGAGACGACGGAUUCACCACUGUGAUGUUCCAGGUUGCAAGAAAGUGUACACCAAGUCUUCUCAUUUAAAAGCCCAUCUACGGACCCACACAGGAGAGAAGCCGUACCAGUGCUCCUGGGAGGGAUGUGAGUGGCGCUUCGCCCGUUCUGAUGAGCUGACUCGCCAUUUCAGGAAACACACUGGGGUGAAGCCUUUCCACUGUGGUGUGUGCAACCGCUGUUUCUCCCGCUCUGAUCACUUGGCCCUACACAUGAAGAGACACCAGAGCUAGAACCCCGCUCCCGCAAGUCAAGUCAGUCCUUUUAUUUUCCAGUAAACACGGACUUACAUAUCAGCGAGUAAACAAACUGAAAACUGUGGAUUAUUCCGCUCACUCUCCAAUGGAGACAUUCUUAGCAGUGCUGGCCCACAAGUAAAUUUUUCUGUAAUGUAAAAAGAUCAAAUAGUACUGUUGCCUUAUUUUAUUUCCACAUGUACGUCCCAAUAUUAAGGGACAUUUUCAAAGUUGUCAGUCGAAAAUAAUUUGCUAAAUGUAAUAAUUAAAUUGUAUUUAAUCUUUUAUUAUAUAUUGUUGUACUACAAAGUCCAACAAAAUGGGCCUUGAAAGAGGCUUAACAAUAUUUUCACUUUCAAGUUUUUCAGUGUACAUAUCACUUCAACAAUGUUAAGUCAUUUAUUUAAUUAAAUAAACUGCCAUACUGUAAGUGGAAGUGGAAGGUCAGAAAGUUGUUUUAGGAAGUUGUUUUAGCCUGAUGGUCAAAGGACUCAUAGUGUGUUUGUGUGUGUCUGCACGUAAUAUAGAAAGUAACAAGCGGUGGAUCUACUGAAAGACCCAGUAAGAGGAAGAAAUAUCAGGAUGAGCACUAAACCAUGUGGUGAGCGCAGUGUUUACAGCAUGACUUCAGCACUGCCAGAUUUCUGCCAAUGAGGAUAUCUUUACUCAUUAAAAAACCUCUAUUUGCUCAUAACACUGAAAUAAAAGGAAGACAGUGGCUAUGGGAGUCAUUCGGACAGCAUUAUGAAUGUUCUUUCUUUACUCUGCUGUAUUGUAACGUAGAUGUGGUCAUUACAGAAUGUGUUCAGUGACUUGUCAUGAUGUGUCAUUUUUAUUUAAUUACAGAAAAAGGUUAUAAACUUAUUUCGUCCUGCGUUAACUUCAGUCACACUGCGAUAUCUCAUUUCACGCUGAGGGUGGUUUAAGAGAAGUGCUCCAAGAAAAUUUACAGCAGCUUUGACUAUGAGACAUUUCAGCAGCAGGUCAGACUUAUUUUCCUUCUUCUGGAAGUUGUUACAGGGGACAAAUCGAGACUUGUUCAUCCCGACUUUGUUUUGAUAGCACAUUUUGUGUCUAAGCAUUAGGUAUCUUCUGACAGGAUUACAGCAUCGUGUUACUGAUGAUCUGUACGUGGUUUCAAAGUGAUGUGUGUGAGCUUCAGAUGUUUUUUUAAGAUUUAGACUGAGGAGAUGCUAGUCUGAACAUCUGUGUAAGCCUUUUGUCUCUUUGACUACUGUCCAGGUAUGUGAACACCUUUUGAAAGUGCCUUCAACUGCUUUUUUUUUCUUUUCUUUUCUUUUGAGUGAAUGAAAAACAAAUCUGCCCUGUUGGGACAAUGUUCUUUUAUCUGAUACUUUAUUCUCCGAAAAUUAUUUAUGACCAAGUCUGAGUGAAUUUGAGUUGGGCAGGUUGAAUAAAAUUGAUUUUUGAGGCCACUAUAA
Messenger RNA from Scatophagus argus, 3544 nucleotides. RefSeq names its product Kruppel-like factor 5b (gene klf5b). NCBI's taxonomy places the organism in Eukaryota, Metazoa, Chordata, Actinopteri, Scatophagidae. The transcript is spliced from 4 exons. Bases 768 to 2099 code for a protein of 443 amino acids. The record is from RefSeq and is a predicted model, not a curated record. Gene Ontology annotation, biological process: regulation of transcription by RNA polymerase II. Gene Ontology annotation, molecular function: RNA polymerase II cis-regulatory region sequence-specific DNA binding; DNA-binding transcription factor activity, RNA polymerase II-specific.